AUUUAUUUUAAAUGGGUAUUCUGUUUUAUUAGAGAUAUAUAUUGAAAUGUUUGUCAGUUUUACUAUCUUUUAAAUCAUUUCUGUUUGUUAUUUGAGAUAAUUCGCUAAAUGUGCUGAAUUUGAUAGUAUAUGCUGUCAUAAUCUUGUUGAGAAAGUUGAAAUGUGCAAAGAAAAAAAUAUAUAUAUCGGCAUAUUAAAAAAAAAAAACAUUCUUCACAAGUUUGAUUUAAAAAUCCGACAUUGGCUUGCGCGUGCGCACUGCCACUGCGAUCCUAACCUGCAAUUGUGAUGUCAAAUUAGUAUAUAAAUGUGUGUACUGUAUUUACGGAAGAUAACUUUCUCCACCAGCCGGUGGAAUAUAUAAAAAAAGUAUUAAAUAAUCCUAAUAGGUUGACACUUGGACACUUCCACAGGACUAAGAAAAAAGAUAUCUGGUUGUCUAUAAAUGUAUAUUUGCAUAAAUUGUGGAACUGAAUGCAAAGAACUUUUUAGGAGAUACUGCCCUAGUGUUCUUAAAAUCUUAAAAUGUGAGAAAUGUGGAUUGUUAGCUGACAAAUAUAUUGAAUAUGAUCCUGUCAUAGUCUUUGUAGAUCUUAUUCUGAUAGAAAAACCAGCUUACAGACAUCUUUUGUACAAUAGCAAUUUUAAAUCAUAUUGGAAAAUAAGUAUAAUAUUAUGGCUAGCUGAAUCGUUCAGGGCUUGGUCUUUAUGUGAUAUAAACGAAACAGAAUUAACUGCGUCAGAAGUAGAUUUAGUUCACAAUGAUGGAUUACAAGAUCAUUGCAAUAUUUACAAUUUACUGUUACACACAGCACUAGCAUUUGCAGCAUUCAUUUGUAUAGUUAUUGUAGUGACUGAACUAAAAUGGUUUAUCAUUGGCAAAAAACCAUAUAAAUACAGUGUAAAAGAUUUAAGUUGCGCUCUAAUAGUCGGAGGUUGUGGUAAAUUAUUGGGAUUACUUGGAAUAGUGUGGCAGCACAUAGCCUCGGGUCCAUAUUACCUUCUUAUUCAAGGUUACACCAUUUUAUGUCUUUUAACUGCAUAUUCAGUUGUUUGCAAGAGUGGAAGGGGAGGAUCUUUGAUUGGAUUAAUUGCUGGAUUUUUACUGUAUGGUUACAUAUGUACUUCCAUAUCUAAAUUGCACCUAAAUAUUUCCAAUAUCACACUAACAUGACAUAAAAUAUCUGAUAAA
Trachymyrmex septentrionalis is the source of this 1192-nucleotide messenger RNA. It is a transcript of the gene Arv1, whose product is annotated as protein ARV1. Gene Ontology annotation, cellular component: cortical endoplasmic reticulum; Golgi apparatus. Gene Ontology annotation, biological process: sterol metabolic process; sphingolipid metabolic process; regulation of plasma membrane sterol distribution. NCBI's taxonomy places the organism in Eukaryota, Metazoa, Arthropoda, Insecta, Hymenoptera, Formicidae. The transcript has 4 exons. Bases 446 to 1174 code for a protein of 242 amino acids. The record is from RefSeq and is a predicted model, not a curated record.